AUGAGUGAGACAUCGUCGAACGCAUCUGAUUCUGACAAUGAUGAUUCCAGAAUGAAUGAUGAUGGAUCUGCUGCCAUUAAAACCGACGAUAAUAAAAGUUUUGCUUCUUUAUUAAACGAAUUAAAGAAAUUAACAGCACAACCUAAUCUUGAUCUACAAAAACAUGAGCAUGUAUUGCAGUUAGUGUUGAAAUAUGCUAAUACAGCUUUUGAAUCAUCAAAAUAUUCUCAUCUAACCAUUGGCGCGUUAGUUGUAUUAGUCAAUUACUCUGAUAAAACAGUUCUUGUACCUUAUUUAAUUAAGACUGAUUAUCCCAGAACACUAUUAAAAUGGCUAAGCUCAAUUUCAAACGAAGGACGAUCAGAUCAUGUCGAACGUGUAGUUGGUGUGAUUUAUAAUAUCAGUCGUCAUGAUGAUGGUAUACAAGUUUUAAAUUCUCUUGACACCACAAAUAAAAUCAAAGAAGUUCAGACGCAUAAUAAAGAUCCAGAAAUAAAUAUUAUUUGCUCUAUGAUUAUGGCUCUCCUGUCAACACCUGAACAAAUUAAAAAUGAUCGUAAACGAAUGAACAAUAUACUGGAUCAAUUGUUACAAAUAGUUGUUGAUACAUCAAAACAAUCACCCAAAUAUCUACAUGGAGGAUGGCACAUCUCAGAACCAUUAAUCGUUUUAGUAAGAUUAAUUUGUUAUGAGCGUACACUUGAUUACAUUUUACAGCAUGCCCAAGUUGAAUUCGAGACAUCUUCAACAAUUGAAUUUUUGAUCAAAACAUUAUUGAAAUUCGACAAAGAAGUCGGUGCCGAUGAUCCUCUCAAGCUAUCAACCUGUACAGCAUUCUGUAAUAUACUGUGGAGUAUUUCACUUCGCUCACAGUAUAAACAAGAAUUACAAGAAAAUAAAGAAUUCAAGAUGUGGAUUGAGAAAAUAGCUACUGAUGAAUUUGUCCCUAAUUCUACUCAGUACGUACCAAAGUAUAUUGAAAAUAUUCAGAAAGCUGCUGACGGAAUUCUAUGUAAUAUCGACAACAAAAACCAAGUCAAUAUUCCAAGUGUGACAAUACGUGAUGGACAUCAAUCUGUAGUUAGUGCAUUAGUUCCGCACUCGUUGACAGACAGAAAACCAUCAAUUAUGAUUAGUUAUGCCCAUAGUGAUAGCGAUGUUUGUAAACAAUUGUAUAAUGAAUUAGUUAAACAUAAUCAGCAAUUUGAUAUUUGGAUCGAUUGGAAAAAUAGUAAGACAGGAUAUUUAUGGGGUAAAAUAGCUGAUGGUAUAGCAGAUGCAAGUGUAAUUGUGUGUCUAUUGUCAAACAAAUAUUAUGAAAGUAAAUCGUGUCAACAGGAAUUCGUCUAUGCACAUGAUCAUCUCAAGAAACCAGUGAUACCUGUUUACAUCUUGUACGAUAAACCCCCUGGCUGGCUAGCAAUACAUACAUGUGUUAUGAAAUACGUUCGUUUUUGUAAUAUAAAACAAUUGGAACAAGAGAAAUUAAAAGAUUUAAUUGAAAUGAUCGAAGAGAACGUAUCAGGAACAACUGCUCAAUCAGAUGAAGAUGUGCUUCCACACACUUCAGUACCCGUUCAUCAUGAACUGUUAGCGGUUGCAUCGAAAUCGAAAGAAGAAAAAGAAGCACAACCAAAAGCAUCAAAUGAAGAGUCGAAUUCAGGACCAAAAACUGAUCUUUCUCGAGAACCAGUUGAACAAUGGGAUAAAAACGAUAUUAAACAAUGGUUUCAAGAGAAUAAAAUUUUAAUGAAUCUGUAUAACUUAUAUCAAUUCGAAGACGGUACUCACCUACUGAGUUAUGCGGCUAGUCUUUCAAAUGAUGAAAAUAUAGAAUUACAACGUAAGAUAUAUUCUGAUGAAUUUGCUGCAAAGUACAAAGGUGAACGACUCUUACCCCAUCACUUUAUAGCAUUUGCUUGUGCUUUACGAAAAAUAAGUUCUGGACAAGAUAAAACUGAAACGAAACAGACCGCCAAUCAUCUUGCUACACAAAAGUCACUUGAAGCAAAGAAAUCGCAAACGUGUGAAAUAUUAUAG
Messenger RNA from Rotaria sp. Silwood2, 2040 nucleotides. The record is from the annotation of a GenBank genome assembly. Lineage: Eukaryota; Metazoa; Rotifera; Eurotatoria; Philodinida; Philodinidae.